Ochotona curzoniae (black-lipped pika) is the source of this 4590-nucleotide messenger RNA. It is a transcript of the gene RBM41, whose product is annotated as RNA binding motif protein 41. Gene Ontology annotation, molecular function: U12 snRNA binding; pre-mRNA intronic binding. The coding region runs from base 184 to 1620 and encodes 478 amino acids. The transcript has 7 exons. Gene Ontology annotation, cellular component: U12-type spliceosomal complex. Gene Ontology annotation, biological process: mRNA splicing, via spliceosome. The record is from RefSeq and is a predicted model, not a curated record. Lineage: Eukaryota; Metazoa; Chordata; Mammalia; Lagomorpha; Ochotonidae.
AGACUCUUGUAAAUCUGAUGUCCACACACACAACUUUCUUCCCUCUGAUUAGGUUGCAAGUCUUUUGAGGAUAGGGACUGUCUUGUCGUUACCUUUGACUUCCGUCAGUACCUCGUUCCUUGUGUGAGCAGCUAUUUACUAAAUGCUUGUUACAGAAGUGUCCUUGAUCAAACAGGGUCACUAAUGGCUAAUAAUCUAGGUGAGGGAUAUAUUUGGAAACCGGUCUCUUCUACUUUCUGUACAUAUUCUUACAUCUACACCAGGAUAAACAGCUGUGUGAAGAGUGAUGAGCGCACACUGGAGGAGCUGGAAACAGAAGGCGAGAGGCAGCUGAAGAGCCUGCUUCAGCAUCAACUUGAUACCUCUGUCUCCAUUGAAGAAUGUGUAUCUAAGAAAGACAGUUUUGCUCCUGGCACAAUGUAUAGGCCCUUUGGGAAAGAAGCAGCUGGGACUAUGACUUUGUCCCAGUUCCAGACACUACACGAAAAGGACCAGGAAACUGCUUCUCUCAGGGAACUAGGGCUUAAUGAAACAGAAAUCUUAAUCUGGAAAAGCCACGUGUCGGGGGAAAAGAAGACAAAACUGAGAGCAACUCCUGAAGCAAUACAGAAACGUCUCCAAGAUAUUGAAGAAAGGAUUUCAGAGCGUCAGCGCAUCCUUUGCCUGCCACAGAGAUUUGCAAAGAGCAAACAGCUGACCCGGCGGGAAAUGGAAAUAGAAAAAUCUUUAUUUCAGGGAGCUGAUCGUCAUUCCUUCCUUAAGGCUCUUUAUUACCAAGCAUACCACAAAAAGACAAGUGCAGACAAGUACAUGACCUCAAUGAAGAGGAAGAUAAAAUUAGGCACAAAAGGCUGUAUUGGUAGGUUUUGUAGAACUUCGCUAUCUCUUUGUCUUGAUCCAGAUGAACCCCAUAAGAAGAUCAAAGGUGAUCCCAUGAACAACCUGGAAAAUUUUUACCACGAGAUGAUAAUGAAAAAACGUCUUGAAGAGUUCCAACUUAUGAGAGGUGAACCCUUUGCUUCCCACUCACUGGUCUCAGCCUCCUCAGUGGGAGAUAGUGGCACAGCUGAGAACCCAUCAUUUCUCAAGGACGAGGGAAAACAGGCAGCACAGGGUAAAGGUCCAGGUCUCCAUGUGGCAAAAGUUAUUGAUUUUUCACCUGAGCAGUGUUGGACUGGGCCUAAGAAGCUGACGCAGCCGAUAGAAUUUGUCCCAGAAGAUGAGAUCCAGAGAAAUCGUUUAUCAGAGGAAGAGAUCCGCAAAAUUCCUAUGUUUUCUUCAUAUAAUCCAGGGGAGCCAAACAAGGUGUUGUACUUGAAGAACCUUAGCCCUCAGGUAACUGAAGCAGAUCUUAUCUCGUUGUUCGCUCGGUUCCAGGAGAAAAAAGGACCUCCAAUUCAAUUCCGAAUGAUGACUGGACGAAUGAGAGGGCAGGCUUUUAUCACCUUUCCCAAUAAGGAGGUAGCAUGUCAAGCAUUGCAUCUGGUAAAUGGAUAUAAACUGCGUGGGAAAAUAUUGGUAAUAGAGUUUGGAAGGAACAAAAAACAACAAUCAGAUCUCCAACCUGCUACUCUCAUAUCAUCUGCUACAGACAUUACUACAGAAAACAAUGUUAGCUAGAAUAUAUUAUCCAUUUUAGGUUCUGAAUGGUCUUCCUUGCAUCACAAAUUUGGAUUUGGGAUUUCUGUUUAAAUAUAAAUUUGUUUGAUGUUGAAAAAGAGAAUGCUUAACAAAGAAAAUGUUAUUUGGGACAAUUACUUUUGGCUUUUGAAGACAAUUUGGAGAAAACAUUUUAUGUAAUAAAAGACCAUAUAGAAUAGAGGAUAUACUGAAGGCAAAGGGUGAUGUACAAAAAGCAUUAUUUUCUCAGGAUAAAUUACAAUGGAUUUUUCCUGAGGAUUUUUUACAUCUUUAUAAUUGGGGAGAUAGAUUUCGUAGAUAUUUGUCCCUACAGAUAACAUUUUUUCAGUAACGUUUCCUAUAUACAGAACCGAAGAAGUUGUUAAAAAUGAUAUAUUUCUUUACUGGAACUCAUAUUUCCCUAAUUUUAUCCACCCAGUAAGUAAAAGAAUACAUCAACAGUUAAAUCUUACAUCUGAACUAGCAGCUGUAACAGUAGGUAGGGUCAUAAAUAGUCACCAUAUUUAAUGAAUGCUUCCCUAUUAAGUAAUCAGGGUUUGCAAAAGCUAUAUAUUUUUCUAAGAAAUUUUUAGAUCAAAAUAUUUGUGUUCUCACAGCCAUUUAAGUUAGCUACCACUGAGUAAUCAUUGAAUUUAAAGCAAUAAUUUUUUGAAAACUGUGCUUAAUACAUGUUAAAUAGAAGUUGUUAUAUGAAUUUUAGAAGGGAAGCAUACUAGCAAAGAAUGCUAAAGGGACAAGGGAAGAAAGAAUUUUCUAGAAAAAAGUAGACAGUCAAAUCCUUUGGUAGUUUGUUAAUGGUUGCUGAAGAAUAGAUGUGGUAUCAAGGAAGAGGUUUAGAGUCAGACUUGUGUUUAAAUUCACAGCCACACUCAAUGCAUUCAGCUUGGAAAAUCACUUAAUUUGAACCUCAGCUAUCUAUAAAAUGAGGCUGAUAAUUAGUUAUCCAAUUAUAUUGUGAGGAAUAAAUGAGAUUAUAUUUUCAAAGCUGAGGAACAGAAAGAAUGAAUGAAUAAACUUGAACAUAGUUCCAUAAAUAGUAGCUAUAAAUGCUCCAAAUCUACACAUUCUAAAAGCUAAGCAACCUCAACAUAGGAAAAAUUAAAAGAAAUCCACAGACACAGUGAAAUAAAAAUGCUGAAAUCCUAACACAAAGGGAAAAGCUUGACAGCAUCACAAGAAAAAUGAACCAUCACUUAUUAAGGAACUCCAACAAUAUUAACAGCUAAUUUCUCAUCCAAAAAUGGUGAUGGGGCAGUGAUAUAUUCAAAGUACUCAAAUAAAAUAACUGUCAACCAAAAGUUACAUAUACACUAAAACCAUUUUUCAAAAAUGAAGGUGAAAUAAAACAUUUCCGUAUUAUCAGAAAUUUGUCAGACCUGACUUAACAGCAGCUAAUUAAGUUCUUCCGAUUGAAAACAAGUGACCUCAGAGAGUAAUUUAAAUCUACACACACACACACAUGCUAAUACACACAGAGUACAGGCAAAAGCAGUCACCUAAACGUAUGUUUCAUUCAUUAACUUAUUUAAAAAGCAAAUGUAUAAAACAACAUUUAUAUAGUUGCAUUGCUUGGCCUAUAACAUACAAAAAUGUAACAUAUUUGCCAGUAAAAGGAGGUAGAUGGAAGUAAUCUUGUAGUGUAUUAAAGAACUAACCAGAUGAUAACUCAAAUCCAUAGGAAUAAGUAAAGAUAGCAGGAAAUGGGAAAUUACCAUACAAGAACUGUAAAUAUAACCUUGCUCUUCUUUCUUAGCUUCUCUAACAGGCAUAACAUUAUAUUAAAUAUAAUAAUAUACAAGAGGACUUCAAAAAGUUUGUGGAAAUAGUUAUAAAUUUGGUGAAAAACUUCCUCCUAAAACCCAUGUACAAUUUUUCAUAAUACAACUUUUCUAUGAACUAUUUCAGGAUCAUUCAUAUUGUUAGGCUGAUAAUAUAUGUAGAAAUCACAUACAACAGUAAUAGCAGACAAAGUAAAUAGAGGAAUGAAAUUAUGCAGGAACAAGAUUUCUAUGUAAGUUAGUAUCUAUGUAAAGCAGAUUCAGUUUAUUUAAGAUAUAUGUGUGUGUGUGUGUCCUUAGAGCAGCCACUAAAGAAAUAACUUUUAAAAACAUUGAAGUGUUAUGAAAGAAAUUGAAAUGUCACAUUAGAAAAUACUCAAUGCAAAAGAAAUAAAAGAAAGACUAGAGAAAUGAAACUUGGGACAUAUAGAAAGUGAAUAAUAAAAUAGCAAUCAUAAAUUCCCACAUCAGUGGUAACAGUGUGAACAGAGUAAGCAAGCAAUUCAAUCAAAAGAGAAAUUGUCAAUGUAGAAAAUACCCAAAACUGUGCUAUUUAUCAAAGACACAGUUUGCAUUGGAAAAAAAUGGAGAGAUUGGAGCUAAAAGAAUGGAAAACAAAUACAUUAUGCAAACAGCAAUUAUAAGUGAAGUAGCUGCAGACAAAAUAAUCUUGGAUAUGAGUAGACAUUAAACUUGUACCUAUUUAUGGGCUGUUAUGUGAUAUUUCAUUACAUGUAUACAUUGUGUAUGUCCAGUCAGUGUAAAUAUAUUUUUCUUUUCAAGCCUUUACUAUUUCUGCAUAGUGAGGACAUCUUAUAUCAUAUAUCCCAGGUUCUCUUUACAGAGAAAUAUGCAAUAUAUUAACAUUAUAUGUAGUCAUCCUAAUGUGAAAGAAAAAAAAAACAGAACUUCUUACUCUUAUCUAGAUAUAACCUAGUAAUCAUUAAGUUAAACAGUGACAUUUUAUCUGGAUAAAAUGGCCUAUUUAUCAGGAAGAUGUAGCAGUUAUGAACAUGUGUGCAUACAACAGAGCCCUAAAAUACAUGGGAAAAAAAACUGAAAUAAAUGAAAGAAGAAAUAGACACAUCUGCAAAAAGUUGGGAUAUUCAUACCCAUUUUCAGUAACAACUAUGUAGAGGACACAACGUGCACUAUAAGCCAAAUCUAAAGA